CUCUCGCGAUCCUCUUAUUGCCAUCGCUUGAUCAAAAUCCAACGGCUCAAAUUCUCCCGGAUCCCAACCCCCCCAACUAAUUUAAACCCACCUCUCAAUUUUCCUUCACUGCUACUUCCCAUAAUUAUUAUUGAUUGAUUUAUUUCCCUUCUUUCCCUUCCGGCCUUUCCCCGAGUUUCCUUUCCCGUUUCAGAAAUCAGAAUCCUCCCCACCCCCACUCCCGAAGCUCAAAUCUCGCAGCUAAUCUAGAACAAAGUAGGGAGAGAUUACAGCACCAAACCCAUUACUCCGAACCCAAAAACCCCCACUUAUAUUUCAGCCAGAUCUGUUCCGGGUUUCCCCUGGAAUCGUCAUCCCAUUUCCUUCCUUUCUUCCCCCCGUUUGAUAGCAAUAAGUUUUUCUUUUUAAUUUGAGAUUCUCAACUUUCGGAUCAUGGCGCCCAGUACGAUUCGGAAGGCGAUCGGGGCAGUGAAGGACCAAACUAGCAUAGGAAUCGCCAAAGUAGCCAGCAACAUGGCCCCCGAGCUGGAAGUUGCUAUCGUUAAAGCUACUAGCCAUGACGACGACCCUGCUGGGGAGAAGUACAUUCGAGAAAUCCUCCAUCUCACCUCUUCUUCCAGAGGCUACGUCAACGCUUGCGUGUCGGCGGUUUCCAAAAGGUUGGGAAAAACCCGGGAUUGGAUUGUGGCCCUCAAGUGUUUGAUGCUCAUUCACCGCCUGCUCAACGACGGCGACACCAUUUUCCAGCAAGAAAUCAUGUAUGCUACUAGGAGAGGUACUAGGCUGUUGAACUUGUCUGAUUUCCGCGACGAGGCGCAUUCUAGCUCGUGGGAUCACUCCGCUUUUGUCAGGACUUACGCGUUUUAUCUGGAUCAGAGGCUGGAGAUGAUGGUGUAUGACAAGAAGCAGAGUGGAUCUGCCCAUGGAGAAGACAGGUAUAGAUCUCCCCCCGGUCCCAGUCGGGGUUAUGGCUAUGAUUAUGAUUACAAUGAGUUUAGAGAUGAGCCGGUUUAUGGGAUGAGGAGGUCGAGGUCAUCCGGGGAUGUCAGGGAGCCUAAAGAGGAGAUGAAGGAUGUGACCCCAUUGAGGGAAAUGACGCCCGAGCGGAUUUUUGGAAAGAUGGGACAUCUGCAGAGGCUUUUGGAUCGAUUCUUGGCGUGUCGGCCGACGGGUUUGGCCAAGACUGAGAGGAUGAUUAUGGUGGCACUGUAUCCUAUGGUGAAGGAGAGUUUCAAGUUGUAUGCUGAUAUUUGUGAGGUUUUGGCUAUUUUGUUGGACAAGUUCUUCGACAUGGAGUAUCAGGAUUGUGUUAAGGCGUUUGAUGCCUAUACUAGUGCUGCCAAGCAGAUUGAUGAACUGGUUGGAUUUUACAAUUGGUGCAAGGAUAUUGGUGUAGCGAGGUCAUCUGAGUAUCCUGAAGUUCAGAGGAUUACUGGUAAGUUGUUGGAGACUUUAGAGGAAUUUGUGAGAGAUAGAGCGAAGGCGACCAAGAGUCCUGAGAGGAAAGUGGAGCCUCAGCCCGUGGAGAGGGAGGAGGAGCCGGUACCGGAUAUGAAUGAGAUUAAGGCGCUGCCGGCACCAGAGAGUUACACUCCGCCGCCACCAGCCGAGCCCGAGCCUCCAAAGCCUGUUGUACCAGAGGUGGCUGGAGAUUUGGUGGAUUUGAGGGACGAUGGGGUGACUGCUGAUGAUCAGGGGAAUAAGUUGGCAUUGGCUUUGUUUGCUGGACCCGUGGCUAAUAAUGGAAAUGGCUCGUGGGAAGCUUUCCCAGCGAAUGGGCAACCUGAGGUAACCUCUGCUUGGCAGAAUCCGGCUGUUGAGGGUGGGAAGGCUGACUGGGAGUUGGCCUUGGUGGAGACAGCUAGCAAUUUGUCUAGACAGAAGGCUGCAAUGGGUGGUGGGCUCGAUCCUUUGUUGCUGAAUGGGAUGUAUGAUCAAGGAAUGGUUAGGCAACAAGUGAGCUCUUCCCAUUUAAGUGGUGGAAGUGCGAGCAGUGUGGCUUUGCCUGCACCUGGAAAGACACCAGUCUUGGCGCUUCCUGCUCCUGAUGGAACAGUCCAGACAGUUGGACAAGAUCCAUUUGCUGCGUCUUUGUGCAUUCCUCCUCCUCCUUAUGUACAAAUGGCAGAUAUGGAAAAGAAGCAGGGGCUUUUAGUGCAGGAGCAAGUGGUAUGGCAACAAUAUGCUAGAGAUGGCAUGCAAGGUCAAGCUAGUUUGUCUAAGAUCAGCGCAGGGGGGUACUACUCUCCGGGCCAACCACCAAUGAUGCCUUAUGGAAUGCCUCCUGCAUAUGGAAUGGGAGUACCACCUGCAGGGUUUCUUGCUCUCUAGAGAUUGCAACAACAAAUGCGAGCUUUUGAUGGAUUACUCGUAAUGCAUAUUUCUGCGCCUCUGGUUUGAAUUUGGUCUGAUUAUCAUUAGUUAUUGCAAUUGUGAAGUAGUGCUUCCUAUGCUGAAGGAUAGCUGCUUCUCAAAAUAUGGGAGCGUGAAGCUGAACUGUAAUGUUCACAUAUGAGAUUUGAACGAGUAUGUAAUUACUACUGCCCUUGCAUCAAUUGUUGGCGACAGUAAAGUUGAAUUCUUUUUUAGUUU
This is a messenger RNA of Coffea eugenioides, 2592 nucleotides long. RefSeq names its product putative clathrin assembly protein At2g25430. Gene Ontology annotation, molecular function: SNARE binding; phosphatidylinositol-4,5-bisphosphate binding; clathrin heavy chain binding. Gene Ontology annotation, cellular component: clathrin-coated pit; clathrin-coated vesicle. Gene Ontology annotation, biological process: clathrin coat assembly; vesicle budding from membrane; clathrin-dependent endocytosis. The transcript is spliced from 2 exons. The record is from RefSeq and is a predicted model, not a curated record. Bases 433 to 2331 code for a protein of 632 amino acids. NCBI's taxonomy places the organism in Eukaryota, Viridiplantae, Streptophyta, Magnoliopsida, Gentianales, Rubiaceae.